AGCACACAAAACGAGAAAAUGGCGAUGCCCUUAUCCUCACCUUCAGUAACUCCGGCCCUCAAACUCUCGCCUCCAUUAACAUCCCAACCUCCCAGACUUCUUCGCCUCCCGUCCAACCCCACUACCACCGCCCCAACUUCAGUCCUCACGUCUGCACCUUCGGCCAAGUGGAGGGUCAGAAUCUCGUUUUUUCCUGCUUUUUUAAACAAACGCAAAGAUGUUAGUGCUCUUAAACAGGAGCUUCUUGAGGCAAUUGCGCCCCUUGAUCGAGGAGCUGAGGCCACCCCUGAAGAUCGGGAAAUGGUUAAUCAGAUAUCAUGCAAGCUUGAAGCAGCCAACCCCGUAAAGGAGCCACUCAAAUCUAAUCUACUUAAUGGGAAAUGGGAGCUCAUAUAUACUACUUCAAGAUCCAUUCUGCAAACGGAGAGGCCCAAAUUCUUAAGAUCAAGAACAAACUAUCAAGGAAUCAAUGUAGACACACUCAGAGCUCAAAAUAUGGAAUCUGGGCCAUUCUUCAACCAGGUCACAGCAAACUUGAUGCCUUUGAACACAAGGAAAGUAGCUGUUCAAUUUGACACUUUCAAAAUUCUUGGUUUGAUACCUGUUAAAGCACCAGGAAGAGCUCGUGGUGAACUGGAAAUCACAUAUUUGGAUGAAGAGUUGCGAAUAUCCAGAGGUGACAAAGGAAACCUGUUUAUCUUGAAGAUGAUCGAUCCUUCUUAUCGAGUACCCGUGUAAGGCUAAUCUCUUUACUUGUUAUAUAUCCUCAUAAAACUUGAAGAAACUACACAACCAGAGAAUGAUUAUUUUGUAAGUUGAUUCUGGGGAUAUCUUGAUAAAAAUUGAGACCAUCUUCUGUGUAUCUAUGCCAAAUUGUUCUAUAGAAAUCCCUCUACAAUGCAAUAUAGAAACAAAUAGUUCAUAGUUCCAAA
This is a messenger RNA of Momordica charantia (bitter melon), 932 nucleotides long. Its product is annotated as putative plastid-lipid-associated protein 4, chloroplastic. Lineage: Eukaryota; Viridiplantae; Streptophyta; Magnoliopsida; Cucurbitales; Cucurbitaceae. The record is from RefSeq and is a predicted model, not a curated record.